This is a messenger RNA of Anneissia japonica, 348 nucleotides long. RefSeq names its product C-C chemokine receptor type 3-like. The transcript has a single exon. Gene Ontology annotation, biological process: neuropeptide signaling pathway. NCBI's taxonomy places the organism in Eukaryota, Metazoa, Echinodermata, Crinoidea, Comatulida, Comatulidae. Gene Ontology annotation, molecular function: neuropeptide binding; G protein-coupled receptor activity. The annotation marks the transcript as partial. The record is from RefSeq and is a predicted model, not a curated record. Gene Ontology annotation, cellular component: neuron projection; membrane.
AUGUCAGACGUCAAUAACGAAUCAUAUAAAAACGUUACGAUAGAAGAUAAUGACUACUAUAUUGAAUAUUGGGCUGAUAACAUAGAACCAUUAUUGUAUACGGAUUUGGACAAAGUUAUCAUCCCCAUCAUUAUGCCGAUCGUAGUCACCAUCGGUAUCAUUGGUAACGUAUUGACAAUUUUCGUGAUAGCAAGAAAAAAGUGCAUGCACACACCUGUUAACAUGUACUUUGCAAAUUUAGCAAUAGCUGAUACGUUGUUCCUAAUAACUGCAUCUGGUUGGAUAUGGAACUCUUAUAUUAAAAGUCCGGUAAUUGAAUCGUAUGACAUUGGUGAAACGCCGAAAUGG